AUGUUGCCCACAAAAGUUUAUCCAGUAACAUUACGCGUAACCACAAAAGCCACAUCAAAUGCUGCCUGGUGGAUAAAAACUCCAUCAAAUCUCAACGCGGAAAAGAUACAAAAACAAACAAAGCCCAACAGUUUUUAUCGAGAUUUUAAGGACUUGUUUCGCAACAUAUCCUUGCAUGGCUAUAAAUAUUUGUUUGCAUCAAAUUUCACCGUUUGGGAAAAACUUAUCUGGUUAUCGCUACACGUAUCCAUGUUUUGUGUAGUGAUUGUUGCACUCUCACUUUCAUGGGACCAAUUUGUUGGACAAUAUUUUGUCAUCAAUUUACAGGACCCAUUGUUUCCUGUUGAGAAAGUACCAUUUCCUGCAGUGUCAGUAUGCAGUAACAAUCGCAUCUCAUUACGAGAGGCUAUGUCCUAUGCAAAUGAGCUACAGAAGAAAGAUCCCGCUAAUCAUACCUUAGACUAUUAUUUAGCGGGUAUUCGAAACUUUACGGAUUUUUAUUAUAAAUACGAGAAUACUGCUAAAGAAGGCGAUUAUUCCAAUUUUCAAGCAUUUCUCGAUAAUUUUGAAACUGCAGAAAACGAGAGUUUUUUUAAUAUGAGCAAAAUCAUGCAAAGGCUCACACCCAGUUGCAAAAAUUUUAUACAAAGAUGCUGGUUAGCGGGUAAAGAAAUUGAUUGCUUCACAAAGAUAUCCUUUCAGGAUAGUCAAACAAUGUUUGGACCAUGUUGUACAUUUAAUUUAAAUAAUACUUACGCGGAAAGGAACUAUAAAAAUCGUUUCGUUGGUUCUGGGUCAGGAUUAAUUCUUUUGUUGAAUAGUAGCAUCUUGGAUGAGUUUAAUACCAUUUUAAAUAUUAUUGGCUAUGUCGUAAUUGUACAUAAUCCUGAUGAUUUCGCUGAUAUAUCAUCAGGUGGUAGUCAAGUAGUAUUUCCUACAUUUAAUCAAGAAUCUUUUGUACCAAUUUCUGCACGAGUCAUCGACACUGAUGACGAUUUACGACAAUUUCAUUCGAAAAAUCGAAAAUGUUACUUCGAUGAAGAAACAGCCAGUCCACCAAGUCCUAACAGACAAUAUCCCUACAGUUUCGUCAAUUGUGUUACACGCUAUCGCAUCAGAAGUAUCAUGGCUUUAUGUGGCUGCCUGCCGUUUUUCAUGCCGUUGGAGUUGGUCGGAGUAACUUUUCGCGAUGGUAUGAUGUAUUGUAAUUUACAGCAUAUAACAUGCCUGCUGCGUUACGAUUUUAAAUGGCGCAGCAUACUGACUGAGUCUGUGAACAUACCCGGAUUGGAGCGUGAAGCUGAGGACGCACUCUAUUGUCCAUUUUGUUUGCCAUCAUGUUACGAUGUGCAGUAUAAAAUAUCCUUGCUGUCCUUACCUACGGAACGUUAUGCAUAUGCUAGUAGAAGCAAUGACAGCCUUUUGGAAAGGCCAAAUUUAACCGUAUUACGUGUGUACUUCAAUGAACCCACUGCGAAGUAUUACAGACGUGUGCUUGCUAACACUUGGUAUGAAGGAUUGAGCAAUGUUGGUAAUAUUUUAUCCAUAUUCAUUGGAUUUUGUAUAAUGGCUGUAUUCGAGGUAUUAUAUGUGUUAUCAAAGCACUUGAUUGCUGGCUUCAAGAAGUACGUAAAACAAAAUAAUGACAGCAAGAAUGCUCAAAUGAAAGGUGAUAUACCAGAGGUGCAACUCUAUAUUUGUCCUUAA
Messenger RNA from Teleopsis dalmanni, 1707 nucleotides. RefSeq names its product sodium channel protein Nach-like. Gene Ontology annotation, biological process: sodium ion transmembrane transport. The transcript has 9 exons. Gene Ontology annotation, molecular function: ligand-gated sodium channel activity. Lineage: Eukaryota; Metazoa; Arthropoda; Insecta; Diptera; Diopsidae. Gene Ontology annotation, cellular component: membrane. The record is from RefSeq and is a predicted model, not a curated record. The coding region runs from base 1 to 1707 and encodes 568 amino acids.